Molecule: messenger RNA, 1509 nt
Organism: Paramecium octaurelia
Lineage: Eukaryota; Ciliophora; Oligohymenophorea; Peniculida; Parameciidae
Source: the annotation of a GenBank genome assembly
AUUGGAAAUGAAUUUUUAAUCUCCUCUUGCAAGAAAUUUAUUCAGUACCCCUGAAAAAUAAUCAAUGGAACCUGAGUUGUGUAAGAAAGUGAUCAUUGAUGAUCAAUUACAACAAUUCAAUAAUUCUGGCAAAAAGCAAUUCAAAUUCUAGAUUAUGUAGAGCUAUUUCAAUAAAUAAUUAGACCUAUCAAGACUUAAACGCCAAUCAAAUAAAAAAAUCAUCACUCGCAUAUUACUCCAAGUACUUCUGAGAACGAUUGCAUUGGAAGUUCUUUAGUUCAUAGAUUUUAAAAUCAAAUGACUCUAGAUUAAAUCUAAUAGAGUCCUCCCAGCACUCCAAAAAAUAAGGGAAAUAAAUCUCAUAAAGAAUUAACUGCUUAAAAAUAGGGCACUGCCACUCCAAAAAAAAAGAAGGUAACAUAAUAUUUUACUGAAAGAGUGCGAUCAAAAGUAUUCAGACAAGUGCAUGGGCUAUGGAUAUUGAAUAUCAGUCUGAAGAAGAAAGUCCUACCUUUGAGAAAUCUAGAUAUUAUAAUGAAUACACUUAAUUGGCAGUAAUAGGCAACGGAAAUUUUGGUACUGUUUAUAAAUGCAGAAAUAAUAUUGAUAAACAAAUAUAUGCGAUAAAAUGUGUUAAACUUCAAGGAUGUGGUAAAUCAUAUGAUGCAGCAGAAUCACUUAAUGAAGCUUAGGCACUUGCGUAUCUGACUGCCAAAGGAAGAUGCAAAAAUAUAAUAAGAUAUUAUACUGCCUGGAAUGAAAGGUGCUAUAAUUAUUUAUAAAUGGAAUACUGCAAUUUCAAUGUGACUUCCCUCUAGGUAUUUUGCAAUAUCAUUAUUUAGGAAUCUAAAAGAGAAUUAAAUUAAAGACUUGAAGAAUUCGAAGUUAAAAAGAUACUAAAAGAUAUUUUGAAAGGUUUGAGAUUUCUUCAUGAAUAAUCAAUAACACAUUUUGAUGUCAAACCUGAUAACAUUUUAUAUAGCAAAGUUGAAGGCUGCUAUAAAUUGGCUGAUUUAGGUCUUUCCAGACUAACCUAAUUAAAAAAGGGAGAAGAUAUUAAUGAAGGGGAUUCUCGAUAUUUAGCUCCUGAAAUUUUAUCUAAUGUAUAAUGUUUUACGAUUUUAGCUUACAACUUAAUCUGAUUUAAGUAAAUCGGAUAUAUUCUCGCUAGGUGCUUCAAUUUAUGAAAUUAUGAUUGGAGAGACUCUACCAGCAUGUGGUGAAAGAUGGUUGAAAUUAAGAUAAGGAUUGACUGUCAAUGAUUUUGGAUCAGGUAUUUGAUUAUAGUAAUUAGAUUUCUAUUCCAUUAAGUUAAGAAGAUUAAUUUGCAAAAUGAUGAAUCCUGAUUCAAUUUUUAGAUUGAGUGCUAAGUCUUGUUUAGAAGAUCCUUAUUUGUUUGUUCCUAAAGAAAAAUUCAUACAGUGGGAGAAGAUUAGAGGAUAUUAGUUAAGAUAAUAAUUAGAUGUUAUUAAAAUUAUGGAAACCAAAAAAAGGUAAAUGAGUGUUUGA